This is a messenger RNA of Polypterus senegalus (gray bichir), 1734 nucleotides long. RefSeq names its product wingless-type MMTV integration site family, member 2Bb (gene wnt2bb). Gene Ontology annotation, cellular component: extracellular region. Lineage: Eukaryota; Metazoa; Chordata; Cladistia; Polypteriformes; Polypteridae. Gene Ontology annotation, biological process: multicellular organism development; cell fate commitment; canonical Wnt signaling pathway. The coding region runs from base 260 to 1114 and encodes 284 amino acids. The record is from RefSeq and is a predicted model, not a curated record. The transcript is spliced from 5 exons. Gene Ontology annotation, molecular function: cytokine activity; frizzled binding.
UCGGCCACAGUCACUUGGGAGAGAUGCCGGCUUUCAGCCGGACGCGACGGAGGAGCACCGCCGGGGGCCCAAGCAGCACCGUGGGGCCCCCGCCACGUCCCGUCUCUACCUGGCCUUCCUGUUUUUGCUCCUCACUCUCACGCCCAGGGUGGACUCGUCAUGGUGGUAUAUUGGGGCCCUGGGUGCAAGGGUCAUUUGUGACAAUAUCCCUGGACUAGCCAACAAGCAACGCCAGCUCUGCCAGAAGUAUCCGGACAUCAUGCAGUCCAUUGGGGAAGGAGCCAAGGAGUGGAUUCGGGAAUGCCAGCACCAGUUCCGUCAUCAUCGGUGGAACUGUAGCACCCUCGACCGCGACCAUACCGUCUUUGGUCGGGUCAUGCGCAGCAGCCGGGAGGCAGCAUUCGUCUACGCAAUCUCUUCUGCCGGGGUGGUCUACGCCAUCACCAGGGCGUGCAGCCAGGGAGAACUUAAAACCUGCAACUGUGACCCCCAGAGGCGGGGGCGCGACAACGACAGCCGAGGAGACUUUGACUGGGGUGGCUGCAGCGACCACAUUAAUUAUGGCAUCCACUUUGCUAAAGCCUUCGUGGAUGCCAAAGAGAAGACCGAGAAGGACGCCCAGGCCCUCAUGAACCUGCAUAACAAUCGAUGUGGCAGAACGGCCGUGAAGCGCUUCAUGAAGCUGGAGUGCAAGUGUCAUGGCGUGAGCGGCUCCUGCACACUAAGGACGUGUUGGUCAGCCAUGUCAGAUUUCCGAAGGACCGGAGAUUUCUUGCUCAAGAGGUACAACAGAGCCAUCCAGGUGACGAUGAACCAAAAUGGGACAGGAUUUACUGUGGCCACCAAGAAAAAUGACCUGGUGUACUUUGAGAACUCACCCGAUUACUGCCGGAUGGACAAAGACGCAGGGUCACUGGGCACGGCUGGCAGAGUGUGCAACAAGACAUCACGGGGCAGCGACGGCUGUGAGGUCAUGUGCUGUGGGUGGGGCUACGACACGACCCGGGAGAAGCGGAUCACCAAGUGCGAGUGCAAGUUCCAGUGGUGCUGCACCGUCAAGUGCAAAGAAUGUGAAGAGACCGUGGACGUGCACACGUGUAAGGCGCAGACAUGAAGUGGACGAUGGGCACCGAGGGCCCUUGCCAUGGGACUGCCGCUGGGGCAAUGGCGUUCUGCGAGCUGGAGUUCCGCUGCAUGGCUUUUGUUAAUCGAACUUCGCCAAAGCAACAAAGGGAGGUGGAGGAAGAGGAGGAGGAGGAGGAGGAGGAGGAGUGUUUUUUCCAGAUGGAUGCUGCAGAUCGCUGCACAUGCUCAGUACCUUUCGUUACCCUGCCCGCCAAAGGGAAACUUGCAAUAUGGGCUUAAACUGUGAACUUCGGGGUUAUUGUGGGGGACGGGAGGGCUGGGAAAGCCGUAGAAUGAAGGUGUGCGCACGUACGUUUGUUUUGCUGCCUUUAUUUUAUUUUUGAUUUUUUUGUUUUGUGUGUUAUGUGUUUUUUUUUUGUUGUUUUUUUUGAAGAGUCAAUUUCUACUUUCUGAACCAAAGUCUAGAAUAUUGGGAUAAUUAUUUGUGUUUUUAAUGUAUCAAUUAUUUAUGUAUUUUUUAUUUUAUUACGGAAAAAAAAAACACUCCUGUAACUUUAGGCAAAUAGCCAUCCUGUACCACACUAUUAUCCUGUUUAUCACUUACAGAUGUUCCAAAGCAAAGGACAGCAUUAAACAAAUCAAAAAGCA